AUGCUGUACGCGCUGCUGCGCUACAAUGCGCUGUCUGUGCGCUGCUAUGCGCUGCUGUGCAGCUGCUGCUGCUGUGCUGCUGUGCGCUGGUGCUGUCUGCUGCUGCUGUGCGCUAGCUGCUACUGCGCUGCUGCUGUGCGCUGCUGUGCAUGCUGCUCUGCAGCUGUAUUGCGCAUAACUGCUGCUGUGCGCUGCUGCUACAUGCGCUGCUCAUGCGCGCUAGCUGCUGUGCGCUGCUGUGCUGUGCGUAGCUGUGCGCUGCUGUGCGCUGAGCGCUGCUGCGCGCUGCUAUGCGCUGCUGCUGUGCGCUGCUGCUGUGCGCUGCUGCUAUGCGCUGCUGUGCACGCUGCUGCCGCUGCUGUGCGCUUGCUGUGCACGCUGCUGUGCGCUGCUGCUAUGCUGCUGUGCUGUGCUGCACGCUGCUGUCCACGCGCUAACUGCGCUGCUGCUAACUGCUGUGCGCGCUGCUCUGCUGUCACGCUGCUGCUGCGCGCUGCUGUGCGCUGCUGUGCGCUGCUGUGCGCUGCUGCUGUGCGCUGCUGCACUGCUGUGCGCAUGCGGUUGCGCUGCUAUGCGCUGCUAAUGCUGUGCGCACUGCUGUGCACUGGAGCGCUGCUGUGCACUGCUGCUGCACUGCUGCACUGCUGCGCCUGA
This is a messenger RNA of Oncorhynchus gorbuscha (pink salmon), 654 nucleotides long. Its product is annotated as keratin-associated protein 5-5-like. The record is from RefSeq and is a predicted model, not a curated record. Lineage: Eukaryota; Metazoa; Chordata; Actinopteri; Salmoniformes; Salmonidae. The transcript is spliced from 2 exons. Bases 1 to 654 code for a protein of 217 amino acids.